This is a messenger RNA of Dipodomys ordii (Ord's kangaroo rat), 21037 nucleotides long. RefSeq names its product spectrin repeat containing, nuclear envelope 2 (gene Syne2). Bases 138 to 20183 code for a protein of 6681 amino acids. Gene Ontology annotation, cellular component: membrane. Gene Ontology annotation, molecular function: protein binding. NCBI's taxonomy places the organism in Eukaryota, Metazoa, Chordata, Mammalia, Rodentia, Heteromyidae. The record is from RefSeq and is a predicted model, not a curated record. The transcript has 111 exons.
GCUGUCUUUGGUUGCUGUUGUUUUUCUGUUUUCCAGAACAGAGCUGCAGAAUUGCUAAUGGCCACUUGCCUUGUUUUCACUUUCAGUUCAUUUCUUUGGCUGAGAUGGACUUGAGCUAACCUCCAUUGCAUCUGAGGAUGGCCUCUGCUCCUGAGAUUCCCACGGAGGAGCAGGUUUCCCUGGGCAUCGAUGACCUCCAGAUUUCUCUGCAAGCCAAACAGGAAGACACUCAGAAGAAAACCUUCACGUGCUGGAUAAAUUCACAGUUGGCAAAGCACACUCCUCCCUCGGUUAUAUCAGACCUAUUCACAGACAUCAAAGAGGGCCACGUCCUCCUGGACCUGCUUGAAGUACUGUCGGGACAGCAGUUGCCUCGGGAUAAAGGAGCCAAUACAUUCCAGUGUAGAAUCAAUAUAGAGAAUGCCCUGACAUUCCUCAAAAACCGAUCUAUCAAGUUAAUAAAUAUUCAUGUUGCUGACAUUGUAGAAGGAAACCCGUCCAUUAUUCUUGGCUUAAUUUGGACAAUUAUACUGCACUUUCAUAUUGAGGAGCUAGCCCGGAGUCUUGCUUGCAACUAUAAUCAACCUACCCAAGAUAGAGUGAAUGUGGUCGAGUCCUCUCCUACCUCAAGUCCACCAGCGAAGAAAUGUUCCAAAGCCCAAGCAAGGUGGCAGCUGUCCGCAAAGAAGGCUCUUCUGUUGUGGGCUCAGGAGCAGUGCUCCACGUAUGAGUCUGUCAGUGUGACAGAUUUCAAGUCAAGCUGGAGAAAUGGGAUGGCAUUUUUGGCUGUCAUUCAUGCCUUGCGACCAGACCUAAUUGACAUGAAGAGUGUGAAGCACCGGUCCAACAGAGACAAUCUGAAAGAGGCCUUCAGAAUUGCAGAACAAGAACUCAACAUCCCCAAAUUACUGGAACCAGAAGAUGUGGAUGUUGUUAAUCCGGAUGAAAAGUCAAUCAUGACUUAUGUGGCGCAGUUCCUGAAGUAUUCAAAGGAUGCUCCUGGGACGGGUGACAUGGCUCAGGGCAAGAUGAAAGAUGUUAUGGUCUGGCUAACUCUGCAAGAGACGAAGCUACAGAAGGCACUGAAGGAUUCAGAAAAUGAGACCUACUUUACAAAGUACCAAAGUCUGCUGACUUUUAUGGAAUCAUUCAAUGAAGAGAAGAAAUCCUUCCAGGAUGUCCUGCCACUGGAAGGAAAUCCAAGCGAGCUGAACAAAGAUCAGUUGAAGAUGAGAGAAAGCUGGCUUGGCCUCAACCACCAGGUUACUGUGCUGUGCGGGUUUGAAGAUUUCCAAGGGGCAGCUUUGUCUUGGUGGCUAAGGAUAGGAUACAUGCUUCAUAAAAAAAUGAGACAUCUCUUCUAUCAUCAGAUGUCUAUAUCAAUAUUGAAAGAGGUGGCACCAAACCUGGAAAGCAUGUGUAAAGGUAAAUUUAUUGAAGAGAAAGAAUUCCUAGCUCAACUUGACACUUCUUUUCAAAAAUGUGAAGAAAUUUAUAAGAAUUUGGCUGGAGAAGAGGAGAAUGUUAAUGAGCCAUACAAGAUGCUGGAAGAUAAGAUUUGUACGUGCAGGAAAAACAUAGAUAAUGUGAAGACAACUCUGCAGCAAGUCCUGAUGUGGUGGGCCACUUACAUGGAAAACCUUCACUUAUUAAAGACUACUUUUGAGGGGAUAAAGAAGGAACAAAUCAAAGAGAUGGCUUUUGAGACGCUCUCCCAGUGGAAUGUACAAUACACUACUGUAAAUGAAGCUGGAAGUUUCCUAGUGGAAGUCAGCAAUGAAGAAGUUGGAUCAUCCAUUUCUAAAGAACUGAGAAGGCUGAAUAAAAGAUGGAGAAAGUUCAUCUCAAAAACUCCACUUGAAAUGAAGCAACCACUUCUGCAAAGACAGGAGCAGCCUAUUGCUGAUGAUUCUGGAAAUACUUCAUCUAAAGAAGAAAAACCACCUGGUCAUUUUUUAGCAGAUAUACCAGUUGAAGGUUCAGAAAAUCAUGACAUGACUGUAAAUGCUGUGGAAGAAAAUGAAGAAUGCACAGAACAAUUAAAAAUGGGGGAAGAGGUUGAAAAACUCGUUGGACAGGUGGAAAUCUGGGCGUCAGAAGCCAACUCCAUUUCGAAGCUUCUGAGACAGCAGGAUGGCAUGGACGGCUCCAAGGAAGGGUCCUUACGGCAUCUUAUUGCUAAAGGAUCUAUGUAUGAAGAACUUCUGGCUAGAACCAAAGAUACUUUACAAAUGGAUAUUCAGAAAAUUUCAAGUCAGGAGUCCCUCCAGUAUCUUCUCACAGCUGAGCUCCAGGCAAAGAUCCAAGAAGCUAAUGAGAAAAUCCAGAUCACUAUGGUGGAACUUGAGGCACUGUUGACAAACUCAGCUAAUGUGUCACCAGAACUGGAUGUCAGCCUGCAAAUGGAGGAGAUGCAGAAGGAAAUGGAGUCAUGCAUUUUCAGAGCUGAGCAAUUACUUGGGCAAAGAGGGAGGCCUGGUGGGCUCGUUGCAAAAUACAAGGAAGCACUGCAAAUCUUUAAUACAAACAGUCUGGCCAAAUACUUGAAAGCUAUUGAAGCACUCAAACCCAGUGCCCCUGAGGAUGUAAAGAUGUCCCUGGAGGAGAAGAGUAGAGACGCCUGUGCCAAGUGGCAGUCUCUUCAUCAUGAGAUUUCUUUGUAUAUUCAGCAACUAAGAAUAGAUAUUGAAAAAGGAAAGCUUAAUGACAACAUUGCAAAACUUGAAAAGCAAAUAAAUAAAGAAAAGAAACUUAUUCGUAGACGGAGGGUCAAGGGUCUCAUCCAGCAACAUGAGGCCUACUUUUCUGAGGAGAGUCUCCAGAGCCAGCUCCAUCACCACAUGGCUAUGCUGAGGGCCUUGUACGAGGAGCUUACUCCACAGCAGAAACAAUCAGAGGUGGAGACAGCACUCGAAGCUUAUGAACAGAAAAUAGACCGGCUUCUGCUCUGUGCUUCUGAGAUCCACAAGACGUUGCAGUCCUUAUCUGGUAGCACACUGGAAAGGCCGGGGACCGUGACCCCAACGGACAGUAUCACUAGUGAGGCGCCAUUUGAAGAAGAGCAGCAGCCGUCAACUGAAAAGGAAAUGGAAGCCAUUCAGAAUUUCAGCCUGGCAUCAGAGAUACAGCUUCAACAAGAAGCCAGCUCCAUGGAGCAGCAUGACAAAGAUCACGAUGUCUCUAUGGGUAACUUACAAGACAGGUAUGAUACACAAAAGGAAAACCUUGAAGUGCAUCUGCAAAAUGCCGAACUCAGGAUUUCUUCUGAGCUUCCCGCUGAAGAGAGAGGGAGCGGUGGCUGUCUUCAGAGGAAACUGAGUGAGCUGCAGGUCUUGAAAAUGGAAAUGGAUGCUCAGUGGAAAGAGUUUGAAGUCACUUCUCUGAAGUUAGAAAGUGAAGUGAGUGAUGAAGAGAAGGCUGACAUAGUUAAGGCCAGAGACAGAUUAAAGGAAAAAGCAAACGCACUUCAGACGCCUCUUCAUACCAGAAUUGAGUCUUUAGAGAUGGCGCUGCAGUUUGUACUCCCAUUAGAAGAGACAUUCAAGCUGUGCAACUUGGAGCUGGCUGGGUUUGCAGUGACUGUAAAUGAGUUUCUUCUUACUGAUGCUGACGGCCUCUAUCAAUCCAUGAAGGAUAUCCAAGAUUCUAUUGCUUCACGCAUCAAAAUGUUUACCAAAUUAGAAGAGCCAGACAACUUAUUUUUAAAGCUGUUACACCCACUGGAUCUGCAUGAAAUACAGGAUAUUAUUCUGCAAUGUAAAACACAACUGGAGACAGUGACCCAUAAAGUCCAGAUCCAACAAGAUGCCCUGAAAGCUCUGGAAGACUUUUUAUCUUCUCUAAGAACACUGGAGCUCUCUGUUGAACCUGUUACAGAUCUUUCUGCCUCAGAGAUAGAAGCAGUCCCCCAGAAGACUUGGACAGUACAAGAUAUACAGAGUGAAAUUCAUCCCAUGAAAGAGGAAGCCAGGCUUUUGGACGACCGCUUGAAGAUGCUUCAUAUAAAUAUGACAGAGGCUGAUGGAGGCGAACAUAUCUCAUGUGAGAAACUUCUUGAUGUGCUGUCUGUGAAGUUAUUAGAGGCACAUGGCCACAGUGAACAGGAGGAACUUCCUGAGGAGAACAAAUUGUUAGCAGCUUGUGCUUCCAGAAAUGAUGAGCUCUUUAAGAAUAUUCAAGAUGUGCAGAGUCAGAUUGGUAAAAUUGGCCUAAAGGAUGCUACUGUUCCUGCUGUCAAGCUUCGGAAAAAGUCAUUACUCAGGCUGGACGAGGAGCUAGAGGGCUAUGAGGAAGAGAAGAAAAUGCUACAAGAAAUGGCUAACUCUCUCCCACAAUUCCAAGAUGGCCGAGAGAAAUCUCUGAAUCAGAAGUGCCACAGUACAGUGCUGCUGUGGGAGAGCACCAAAGCUUCUGUCACAGAAUGUCUUGAACAAUGUGAGAGAGUAUUGGAACUCUUAAAACAGUAUCAGAACUACAAAAGUGUUUUGACAACUUUGAUUCAGAAAGAAGAGAAUGUCUUCUCCCUGCAGCCUUCUUACAUGGGAAAGGACAACCUGAAGAAAAGGAUAGCAGAGAUUGAAACUGUCAAACAAGAAUUCAAUGAGCAUUUAGAAGUGAUAGACAAGAUAAACCAGAUCUGCAAAAACCUUCAAUUUCAUCUAAACAAAAUGAAAGCCUUUGAAGAGCCUCCUUUUGAAAAAGAGGCUAAUGUCCUUGUGGAUAGAUGGCUUGAUAUGAAUGAGAAGACAGAAGAGCACUAUGAGAAGCUUGGCCGAGCUCUGGCUUUGUGGGACAAACUUUUUAAUUUGAAAAACAUCAUCGAUGAGUGGACUGAAGAGGCUUGUCAGCAAAUGGGAUCGAAUCAGCUGACUGAAGAGGAAGGAGAAAGAUUGAAGGAUGUGUUACAAGCCCAUGAAGAAAAAACUUUGGAAUUUUCUAGAAGAGUGACUGAAAUACAGUUCCUGCUUCAGAGUAGUGAAAAACCACUUGAAUUGCAGGUCAUGGAGUCCUUUGUUUUGAGCAAGAUGGGCCGCAUGAGAAAGUAUCUCACAGGGGAAUCCAAUGGCUCCGAGCUUGAUGGCAGCACAGCAGAGCUCAGGGAGGACCUGGACCAAGCCAAGACCCAGAUUGGAAUGACUGAGUCCCUCUUGAAAGCACUAUCGCCCACCGACAGCCUGGAGAUCUUCACGAAACUCGAGGAGAUACAGCAGCAGAUUCUCCAGCAGAAGCACAGCAUGACCGUCCUGGAGAAUCACAUAGGUUGUCGCACCCCGGAACUCUCUGACUUGAAAAGGCAAUAUGAAAGUGUCAGCGAUUUGUUCAGUGCCAAGAAACGUGUUUUGCAAGAUCACUUCUGUGCAUUAUUGAACGAUCAAUGUAAGAACUUUAAUGACUGGUUCAGCAGCAUUAAAAUGAGCCUUAAGGACUGUUUUGAGCCCUCAGCAACCAAAACGAGUGUGGAGCAAAAGCUACAAAAACUUUCUGAUUUCUUGGCUCUUGAGGGGCGGAGUGAUAAAAUGCAGCAGGUAGAUACCGUAUUGGAGCACGUACAGAAACAUCUUCCCAAAGCACAUGUUAAGGAGCUUCACAGUUGGCUCCUGACUCAGGAACUAGAAUUAGAGAAAAUGGAGUCUAUCUGCCAGGCCUGUGCAAAGGAACUUGGUCACCACCUGCAGCAGCUGCUGAGAUUGCAGGAUGAUUAUAGAAACCUAAGUAAGUGGUUGACUAAUCAAGAAGAGAAAUGGAAAGAAAUGGGUGAAUCGGGAGAGAAAGCUGAGCUAUUUUGGGAAGCAUUAGCUCAAAUGAGGGAACAGUUUGAAUCUGUGGUCCAGCUGAACAGCUCUUUGAAGGAACAUGGCUUUUCGGAGGAAGAAGAAAUAAUAGCAGAAUCAACACAUUUGAUUGACCGAUACCAGACAUUAUUGAGACAAUUACCUGGAAGUGAAGAAGAGGCUAAGCUACCACCUGCUGAGGACCAGAGCCUCCCUGAUCUCACACAUGAUGUGAUUCUGUGGAUAAAAGAGAUUAAAGAGUCCCUUAUGGCUUUGAAUUCAUCUGAAGGAAAAAUGCCACUUGAAGAAAGAAUCCAAAAAAUAAAGGAAAUCAUUUUACUGAAACCUGAAGGAGACGCCAAAAUCCAAACUGUUAUGAGACAAGCUGAGGGCAGCGAGGCCUCGGAGGUUCAGGAGACCCUGACUGAUAUCCACAGCCAAUGGGACAGCACCCUCCACUUAGCCAACACGUACCUAAGCCACCAAGAAAAACUUCUGCUAGAAGGAGAGAAAUACCUCCAAAGUAAAGAGGACCUCAGACUGAUGCUCACAGAAUUAAAGAAGAAGCAAGAAGCAGGUUUCGCUCUGCAACCUGGUUUGCAGGAGAAGCAAGCCCAGCUAAAAAUCUAUAAGAAAUUCCUCCAAAAGGCACAAGAUUUGACGUCCUUGCUAAAGGAGUUAAAAUCUCAAGGAAAUUACCUCUUGGAGUGCACCAAAAAUCCCAGCUUCAGCGAAGAGCCCUGGCUGGAAAUAAAACAUCUACAUGAAAGUCUCCUUCAGCAGUUGCAGGAUUCUGUGCAAAAAUUGGAGAGUCAUGUGGAAGAGCAUCACUCAUACCAUCUUGCAGUCGCAGACCUGAACACCACGUUGGACCAUUUCUCCGAGGAACUUGAACAUCUUUCCCAGGUGCCUGAAGAUCAAACAGCAGUGGAGGACAAACUGCAGAGGCUGCAGGAACUAGAGAGUACACUCAAUUUGCAAGAUGAGCCACUAAAGAAGAUUUUAACUUUGGCAAAAUCCAUCAAACAAAAUACAUCUUCAGUGGGACAGAAGAUGAUUAAUGAUGAUCUACAGUCACUUGAACAUAAACAAAAGGGUUUAGAAAACGGAAUUGAAUUUGCUAAGCAGGAGACUGAAAGUUGUCUCAACAGACUUCUCAGAUCAGAAUGUUUAACGGAAAAGCCUGAAAUGUUUUCUCCAUCAAGUGGAGAGUGGAAGGGCACUUCUGGUGAGCCAGGGACCACCAAUGGCUCAGCAGUGGUGGAGAAGUUGGAGGAAGAUUGGGAUGGAAACGAGAAUUCAGCAGUGGAAAUGGUUUUGUCAAAACAACUUUCCCUCGAUGCUCAGGAAACCAUGAACAACACUGGAGAGGAGCAAAAAGUCAAUGAGCUGCAGAAUCAGCCUUUAGAAUUAGAUGUUAUGUUAAGAAGUGAACAAUUAAGAGAAAUAGAGGAACUAUAUACCCAGUUGGAAGCAAAAAAAGCAGCUAUUGAAUCCCCAGAGCAAUCGGGAAAUCUACAUACAGCCGAAACAAGUGCUGUGAUGCUCCACAAUUCAAGACCUUCGGCACAUGGCUUUGACAAUCUGCUUCAGGCACUUACUACUCUGAAGAAAAACAAAGAAAGCCAGUAUGAUCUCCUUAGUGACUUUCAGGAAUGCCUUGCAACAGCUGAGUCCUCACUGAAAGCCUUGUUUGCAGAAAAGGAAAGUCUGAAAGUGGGACCACUGGAUAAUGCAACCUAUGUGGACAAACUGCAGAAAUUUCUGGGAUCAGUAGAAAAAGAAAAAGGAUAUGUAAGCGAGCUUCAACUCAAAUGGGAGAGUUUAGCAAAGCAUCUGUGCAGUAUGGACAAGAAGCUGUUGGAGAGCCAGCUGAAGCAACUUGAAUAUGGGUGGCAGCAAGUGGAAGAGCAGGUUGGAAGGAAAUGCUCCCAGCAAGUUUUGGAACACGAUGCAUUUAGCUCUCUCAUGAGCAAGGUCCGUGACCUUGGCAUUUCUCUACAGCAACAGCAGCAGAGUUUGCUGUUAAAGCUGAAGGCCCCAGACGAACAAGCAGGGAGCCCAAGCAUCGUGGCCAUGGCUGCUGACCUCCAGGCAAGCAAACAAGAAUUUUCUGUGUUAAAGGGGCAAGCCGAGCUUCAGAUGAAGAGAAUCUGGGGAGAGAAAGAAAAGACGAUUUUGGAAGAUGCAGUCAAUAAUUUGAAGAAGCAAUUGGAAGUCCUGGAGCCAUUACACAUCGAGGUGGAAAAGCAGAUUAAGAAGUGUAACCUCAGGAGCAAGAUGAAAGAAAUCCUCUUGUGGGUGAAGACUCUGUUGGGUGAACUUGCCACCCCUAUUUCCCUUCUCCCAGAUGACAUCCUCUCCCAGAUCCGAAAAUGCAAGGUGACGCAUGAUGGCAUUUUGGAUAAGCAGCAGGCCUUGGACUCAUUGGUAGAAGAGGUGAAGGAGACCAUCCCUAGCUUGCCAGUCUCUGAGAGUGAUCACCUCAAUAAUCUCCUGGAGGAAUUACAGAACCAAUACCAGGUGCUGGUUUUAAAAUCUACUCAAAGAUCACAGCAACUAGAAUUUGAGUUGGAAGAAAGAAACAAAUUGUUUGAAGUUCUAGGGAAGGCUCAACAUAGCCUUCAAGAAAAUGAAGCACUGAUAAUUUCCAAGAUAGGGGCCACCUCCUCCGAGGGUGAACUGGCCCAUCAGCUGGUCAUGCUGAAGGCAUCUCAGAAGGAAUUGCAAGAGAUCGAGAGCUUGAGCUCUACCCAUUUUCAUGAAUUCACAGAUGCUGCCUAUAAAGAUCUAAAUGUGUUUGAGAGAUUGUUUCUGGAUGAUCAGUUGAAAAGCCUGAACAAUAGAACUGACAGGGCACAAAGAUUCAUUCAGAAUAAAUGUAAUGAAGUAGAACACAAGCUCAAUGCUUGCAGAGAAUUCCAGGCAGAAAUAUGUGCACUUCAGGAAGCCAUUGACAGCUUGCAGAUCAAUGAGCUGACACUUAACCAAGAAACACAUGAAGAUGUUAAGGAGCAGUUCAUGAGUCUAAAGCACAGACUUGCUGGGAUUCGCUGUAGCAUAUCACAAGUGUUGGCACAUCAAGAAGCAUUUGACUAUUUAGGGCUAGAUGGGGAGGGAUUGCACAUCGGACAGUUACAAACCCAAGUGUCAGAAAAGGAAAAGGAACUUGAAGAAAAAAUGAAGCUGUUGGACACAUUUGUAACAGAGCACAGCAAGUAUCAGGCAUUGCUCAGUAAAAUAAGGGCUGUGGAUCUGCAAAUCAAGGAGAAGGCUGAGUUAGUAUUGAAAACUAGUACUUCAUCAGAAAGCAGUCUGCUUGAUGCGCAAAUUCUGAAUCAGAAGAUUGAGAAAGCUAAGGAGCUAUAUGAUGAGAUAAUAAAGAAAUUAAGCGAAAGUGAGGUUUUUGAUGACUCUUUCAAAGAGAAAGAAAUACUACACCUAAAGCUGAAGGCCAAAGAAAAUGAUAAGUUACAUGAGGAUCUCCAAAACACACUACGAGAAUUCCAACCCAAAGAAAUGGAUGGAAAGAAUGUUCAGGAAGAACUGGAGCAUUCCUUACAUGUUUUAAAUCAGCUAAAAUCUCAGGUACAGCAGCCUUUACUUCUGCGUUUGGGAAUUAAACAUAUUGAAAAUGAGAAGGAGCACUGGGAAGCAUUUCAAGCUCAAGUUCAAGCAGAAAUGUUUCAUAUUAAACCUAUGACUACUAUUGGGAAUGGAGGAGUUGAAGAAAACUCUGGUGAACCUGAGGAUGUGGAGACAAAAUUACAUGCCAUCCAAGAUCUUCAAAUGCAACUUUGCAAGAACAUUGACUUACACAAACAUGUCUUGGAUGUUGCACAUGAGAACACAGAACGCUACAAUGAAGCAGUCACCAGUGCCCUAGAGACCAUCGCCUCCCUUCAUUCCAUCAUCACAGCUCCAAGAGUAGACCUCUAUGACCUGGAGGCCUUGCUGGAGCUGCUUCACAGGAAACAAAAGGAGUUGGAAUCCACAGUUGCGCAUGUCCAAGUCCUCGCUGAGAAACUGGGGACUGUAUCCAGCCCAGAGGCCAAACUGCAGCUCCAGGAAGCUAUACAAGAGCUAGUUUCAAAGAGCUCGGCCUUGAAGGUGGCAGGUGAAAUGCAGGAAGCUGAAAUGGAAAGGUGUCUGGAGAAUUACAGAUGCUACCAAAAAAUGAAGGAGGAGCUGCACAUUAACCUCAGGAAGGCGGAGACCACUCUGGGGCAGUCCGUGGCCCUGUUGCCCGGCUCUUACAAGGAAGCCUUAGCUCUUUUGGAACAGAGCAAGGCCUUGGUGUCAAGUCUCAUUGGAACCAAAGAAGAGCUGGUGAAACUUCGGCAGGUGGUCAGACAAUUGGGGUGCAGGUGCACGGAAAGCAGUGCUGUGCGAGUACUCGGAGGAGCAUCAGCUCUGUGGGACGAUUGGCUGAGUUUGCUGGAAGCUGCCAGGGCAUGGGAGAGGUGGAGUGAAGAACUGAAGCAGGAGUGGAAAUUCAUCAGUAAGGAAAUUGAACGAGAAGCAAUUAUUUUAGACAAUCUUUCAGAAGAAUUCCCAGAAAUUUCCAGAAUAAAAGAGGCAGUCACCACUGAGGAGCUUUCUGAGCUGCUGCAUUCUCUGUGUCAGUACGAAGAGAGCGUGGAGAAGCAGCAACUAUUACUGAGCCUACUUCUUCAGCGCAUAAAGAAUAUCCAGAAUGUUCCAGAAGGCCCAGAGGCCGUGGAAACUACCCCAGCCCUUCAAGAGAUUUUGUCUAUGCAAGAACGGUGUGACAGACUUUUACAGAAAGUUCUACAAAACAAGGAAAUGGUACAGACUGAAAUCCAAGAAAGACAGUCCUUCGCAAGGGAAAUAAUUGCUUUGAAGAGUUUAUUUCAACAGACUACAGCUUCUUUCCAAAACAUGGCACCCGUAGACCAUCCAGAAAGGCCAGAACAAGUAGAGGAGCUUCAGAGCAUUCUUAAGAGAGGGAAGCUAUCUUUGGAGAACAUUAUGGAAAAGCUGCGAAUCAAGUAUUCUGAAAUGUACACCAUAGUCCCUGCAGAGAUGGAUUCCCAAGUGGAGGAAUGCAGGAAAGCUCUCGAAGACCUGGAUGAGAAGAUCAGCAGUGAAGUCUUGAAGAGCUCACCAUCCUACAUAAUGAGCAGGAAAAUAGAGGACAUUAAUCAUGGGCUCCAGCUUGUUGAAAAGUUGCUGCAGCAGAAAAGCAAAAACAUGGAGAUGGCUCAAGAAAUCCAAAAGAAAAUGUGGGAUGAGCUGGAUCUCUGGCAUGCCAAGCUAAAUGAGCUGGAUUCUGAAGUUCAGGACAUUGUUGAACAGGACCCGGGUCAAGCUCAAGAAUGGAUGGAUAACUUGAUGAUUCCUUUCCAGCAGUAUCAGCAAGUAUCACAAAGAGCAGAAACCAGAACCUCUCAGUUAAAUAAGGCCACGAUUAAGAUGGAGGAAUAUAGUGAUCUUUUGAAGAGCACAGAGGCUUGGAUAGAAAAUACUAGUCAUUUGUUGGCCAAUCCUGCCCCCUGCGAGUCUUCAAAGACCCUGAGUCACCAUGCCAGUACCCUCCAGAUGGCUUUGGAAGAUUCAGAACAGAAGCACAAUUGCUUACAUUCAAUUCUCAUGGAUCUAGAAGACUUGUCAGUCAUUUUUGAAACAGAUGACUUAAUACAUUCCGUACAAGAGUUAAGCUCUCAGGUAGCAGUUUUACAACAGCAGAUAAUGGAAAGCCUUCCACAUGUUCAGCGAAUGGCAGAUGAUGUGGUUGCUAUUGAAUCUGAAGUAAAAUCAAUGGAGAAGAAAGUUUCCAAGAUCAAAGCUAUCCUGUUAUCAAAAGAAAUAUUUGACUUUCCACCUGAAGAACAUCUUAAGCAUGGAGAGGUCAUUCUGGAAAACAUUUGUCCCAUGAAGAAAACCAUUGGGGAGAUAGUGUCUUAUCGUGAGGAACUCAAGCUGCCCCAGACUGGAAUGAAGCCUCUGCUGGUGUUUCAGAGGAUAGAUCAGCUAUUACGGGAUGUGACGCUGUUGGAGGAUGCCACUCAGGAGCAAAACGAGUUAUUGAAAGUAGUCAUAAGACAGACUAAUGAAUGUGAUGAGGAAAUAGAGAAUUUGAGACAGAUCAUAAGUAAUUAUUCAGCUGAGAUCUCCCCUGAACACACGUCACCAGACCAAGCUGCCAACCUGCCAGCAGUGCAGGAAGAAAUCAAAGGUAUGGAGAAACAGAUUCAGAGUUUAAACCAGAAAAAAGAGGAGCUUCUAGAGGACCUAAAGGUUGCUGUGCUAAACCUUCAUCAGCAUUUGAAGCAAGAACAGCCUGAAGCAGAAGGAGAUACGCUAUCACCCCAUACUCCAGAGGAGAGCAGAGCUACUGAAAGGGAUGCUUGCGAGUGGAAGGUGGACAGGAGAGGCUCCAUGUCUUUCUUGCCAGCCGUCAAGGAAGAAGCAGAAGAAAGCUCGGUGAAGAGUGAAAAUGGAUAUAAAAAUGCAGAGCCAUCUUCUGCCUCUCUGUCUCCGCUCUGGAUACAUGACAAGGAUCUGGAGGAAGAUGGAGCAUCCUCUGCAACCAUUAUUCAGGAGGCAGGUGGGAAGAUAAGUACGUGUGACAGCUCUAUGGCCGAGAUGAUCACACCCGAUUCACAAAGCCCUGAGCAAGGCCCAGAAGCUUCUCUGAUGCCCCACCAAGCAGAAGAGGGUACCGCACCUCCUAUCAAGGCUGCAGGUCUGGACUUUUCUGACAAGCCAGGAGCUAUUGAGGCCACGGUGGAGACAAGUAGGCCUCAGCCCUCAGAAGUCCUCGAUGUGUGCAAGACUCAGGUGGCCAAGCUGGAGCUGUGGCUACAACAAGCCAACGUGGCAUUUGAGCCGGAAACGUUAAACGCAGACAUGCAGCAGGUGGUGGAGCAGGAGCUGGUCGGGUGCCAGGCGAUGCUGACAGAGAUUGAGCACAAGGUGGCAUCUCUGCUAGAGGCUUGCAAGGAUCAGGGCCUGGGAGACAGUGGAGACACUCAACGUGAGGCCGAAGCUCUUUCCUUGAAACUCAAAACUGUGAAGUGCAAUUUGGAAAAAGUGCAGAUGCUGCUGCAGGAGAAGUACAGUGAGGAUCAGCACCCUAGCAUGCUGAAGAAACCACCAGAACAUCAUGAAAUCCUCCAGCCGGUUACCCUUUCUGACCCGGAGUCUCCUGGAACUGAAAAGCCACAGUUCAGCAGACAAAAAGAUGUCCCACAGCAGCAGGUUCUGGAGCUCAAACCAAUGGAACAGAAAGAUUUAAUCAAAUUUAUAGAAUUUAAUGCCAAGAAAAUGUGUCCCCAGUAUUGCCAGCAGGAUGCCGACACAGCUCAGGAGUCUCCUGUGAGCCACAAGGUGUCUGACCCUGGAAAUGAAACUGCAGGUUCGGUCUCAACACCCGAGAACCAAAGUGGGGAUAAAUGGCAGUAUCUUCAUCACGAACUGUCCUCAAACAUGAAGCUACCUCUGCCUCAGCUCGUGGGGCCUCAGGUUUCCGCUCCUAUGAGUAUUCUACCGAGUGUGAAUGUGUAUAACUUUAGAUACCCAACAACCGAAGAACUAAAAUCCUACACUACCCAGCUCAAAGACCUUCGCCAAGAAGCAAUCAGUCUGCAGACCCUGGAAAAUGUGUCUGAAGAUGUACACAUCAAUUUGGAUAAAAAGUUAUUCGAGUUCUUUCUGGCCCUCCGUCGGUCCCUCAGUAGUGUGGAGGAGCUGCUGGCAGCUGGGCUCUUCCGGGAGGACACUUCCGGCCAGCAGGUGCACUGCGAGGAGCUGGCUCUUGAGCUGAAGAAACUUCAUUUAGCUCUGGGAGACAAGAAGGAUGAUCUUUUGAAAGCUAUGGCUUGGCCUGGCCAGGACACCAAGCUGCUCUCUGACUGUCUGGACAACCUGCACACCUACCUGGAGCACACACAGGCCACGGCAGCCUCUCGAAGCAAGACUCUGAAAGCUGGCCUCGACUAUACCCACAGUUAUCAGAAUGAAAUAAAACGAUUAUAUGAUCAACUCGUUAAGAAUAAGAUGGCUUUACAACAGUCUUUGAAUGAAAUGAGUGGCCAGAGCGUUGAUGAACAGCUUCAGAAAGCAGAUGUGCAUACAGCAGAGCUGCAGAACUCUGAGGGCCGAGUGGCCAAGCUCAGGGAGGAAGGAGAGAGGCUUCACCUCCCGCCCGCUUUACUCCAGGAUGUGUACAAACUAGAGGAUGUAUUGGACAGUAUGUGGGGAAGCCUGAGAGCCAGGUACUCUGAACUCAAUAGCCCAUUCAUCACCGAGAGCCAGCAAGAGACCUUGUUGGAAGGCAUGAUGGAACUGAUAAACAUUGGGAAGGAAAAACUUGCUCGUGGCUACUUACCACGAGCCAAAAGUAAAGUUGCUUUACAGGAUCAAAUAAAAAAUCACAAGGAGUUUUUCCAGAGCCUUGUUGCCCAUAUGUUGUUGAUCCAAACAUACUCCGCCAGGACGUUUUCUUCCUCCGUACAAAAGAGAGAAGCCUUCGGCGCGGCACAGGUCGCGGCGGUGAAGAGCCUGGAGGCUGAGGCCCACCAGUGUGGUGCAAAGCUGCAGAGUCUGUUGCAGAAAUGGGAAGAAUUUGAUGAAAACUAUGCUGCUCUUGAGAAGGACCUGGAAAUUCUUGUGUCCACGUUGCCCUCUGUGAGUUUGGUGGAAGAGACAGAGGAGAGACUGGUGGAAAGGAUUUCAUUUUACCAGCAAAUAAAGAGAAACAUAGAUGGAAAGCAUGCCCGGCUUUCCCAAACUCUGAAUGAAGGCAAACAGCUGGUAGCAUCCGUGAGCUGCCCAGAGCUGGAGAGCCACAUUGGGAAACUGGAAGAGCAGUGGUUAGCUCUGAAUAAGAAAAUUGACCACGAGCUCCACAGGCUGCAGACACUUCUCAAGUAUCUACUCAGUUAUAACAGAGAUUCGGACGAGUUCAUCAAGUGGUUGGAAUCUUCUCAGCAGACUUUGAAUUACUGGAAAGAACAGUCCCUCAAUGCAUCUCAGGACCUGGAUACAAUCAGGAGCAAUAUAGACAAGUUUUUUGAAUUUUCUAAGGAAGUAGAUGAGAAAUCCUCCCUGAAGUCUGCUGUGCUGAGUACAGGGAACCAACUUCUCCACCUGAAAGCCACAGACACAGCCACAUUGCGAGCUUCGUUAGCACAGUUUGAACAGAAGUGGACCAUGCUGAUAACUCAACUUCCAGACAUUCAAGAAAAACUUCACCAGCUUCAGAUGGAGAAAUUGCCAUCACGUAAAGCAAUCACUGAAAUGAUGAGCUGGAUGAAUAGUGUGGAAGGUGAAAUCACAGGGGAAGUGUCCAGGCACUCCCUGAAUUCUGCAGCACAAGUGAAAAGCCUCCUGCAGAAGCUCAAGGAGUUUAGGAUGGAGAUGGACUACAAACAGUGGAUAGUCGACUUCGUUAACCAGUCGUUACUUCAGCUGAGCACCUGUGAUGUGGAAAGCAAACGCUAUGAGAGGACGGAGUUUGCAGAGCACCUGGGGGAGAUGAACCGCCAAUGGCAACGAGUACACGGAACCCUAAAUAGAAAGAUACAACAUUUGGAACAACUUUUGGAAAGUAUCUCUGAGAAUGAAAACAAAAUACAGAUUUUGAACAGUUGGUUUGAGGCUCAAGAAGAGAAGCUGAAGACUUUACAAAAACCUGAAAGUGUGAUCUCCAUCGAGAAGCUGCUCCUGGACUGUCAGGAUAUAGAAAAUCAACUUGCAGUGAAAUCCAAAGCAUUGACUGAGUUGAGACAAAGCCACUUGGCUCUGGGGAGUGAGGACAUGCCCCUGUUAGAAGACAUCGCAUCUGGCAUUGAUGAGCUGUUUCUUAAGAAGAGCCAUGUGUGUAAUCAGGUCACACAGCUCAUUGCCUGCAUGCAGGCAGUGCUGCAGGAGUGGAGCGCAUACGACCAGCUGUAUGAGGAGGUGAACACCAUGGCUAUCCGCUUUGGGUACUGCCUGGAGCACUGCAAACCCGCCAUUGUAUCCCUGGAGGCCUUGAGAUGCCAAGUGGAGAACCUUCAGUCCUUGCUAGAUGAAGCGGAGAGCAGCGAAGGCAAUUGGGAGAAACUUGAGGAGGUCGUCAGCAAACUCAAAGAGUCCUGCCCCUCCAUCGCUGAAAUAAUGGAAGAGAAGUGUCAGGAUGCGCGGAUGAUUCUCUCGCAGUUUAAGGAUUUUGAGGACCGGCUGGGAUCUUUAAAAAAUCUUAUUACACAUGAGGAAGAGAAUUUGGAUCAACUUUACCAUCAAGAAAAAGAAGACAAUCCUGACUCAUUUCUGAAUCCUGUGUUGGCACUGACAGCCCAGUCACCAGCCAUUGAACGCUUGAACGAAGAGAGCCUCAAGCUCCCACUCAGUGAUGUUGCCAUAAAGACACUGCAGACAGUGAACCGGCAGUGGACCCGGGCCACAGCCACGGCACUGGACCACUGCAGUGAACUUCAGGAAAAUGCACUGAAUGAAAGGUUUCUUCAUUGCUGUGAGAAGUGGGUUGAGCUGUUGGAGAAGACAGAAGAGAUGCUUAAAGCGGAUACUGCCCAGAGUCUCCCGGCUCUCCUAGAACAGCAGAAAGCAUUUGCAAUGUUAGAAGCUGAGGUUUCUAUAAACCAGAUAAUUUCUGAUUCUUACGUCACUCAAUCCUUACAACUCCUGGACACUAGAGAACUAGAGAAGAGACCAGAAUUUGUUUCAGAAUUCUCUAAGCUGAGAGACCAGUGGCAGAGUGCUGUGCAUGGCGUUCGGCAGAGGAAGCAGGAUAUCGACAGGCUGGUGAGACAGUGGCAAUACUUCACCAGCUCCAUGGAGGACUUGCUGCGCUUCCUCUCCAAUACCAGCCACCUGCUCUCUGCUGUGAAGAGCCAGGAUGGUUACAGCCUCUACCAGAGCAGACGUCUGAUCUGUGAGCUGAAGAAUAAAGAGAUCCAUUUGCAGCGCUGGAGAACCACCUAUGUGCUAGCCUUGGAAGCUGGGGAGAAGUUACGGUCCAUGCCUGCCCUGGGUGCUCAGGCAUCAAUUGAUGAGAUGCUCACUCAGCUUCAGGACACCUGGAAGGACACAGAGCUGCAGCUAGGCGAGAUGACCAAGUGGUUCCAGAGCAUUGUAGAGACCUGGGACCAGUGUGAAAAGAAAAUCAAGGAACUGAAAAGCAGGCUGCGGCUUUUAAAAGCACAAAGCAAAGACCCUCUCCCUGAGCUACAUGAGGACCUGCACAAAGAAAAGGAGCUGAUGAAGGAACUAGAGAAGUCGUUGGCUAACUGGACUCUGAACUUGAAAGAACUUCAAACUAUGAAGGCUGACCUGAGCCAGCACAUUCUGGAGGAGGACGUGAUGGUGCUGAAGGAGCAGAUAGAGCAUUUGCACAGACAAUGGGAGGACCUCUGCCUGCGCGUGGCUAUCCGCAAACAGGAGAUUGAAGACAGACUCAAUUCAUGGCUCCUGUUCAAUGAAAAAAAUAAGGAGCUGUGUGCAUGGCUGGUGCAAAUGGAAAACAAGGUCCUGCAGACAGCAGACAUCAGCAUUGAAGAAAUGAUUGAGAAGUUACAGAAGGACUGCAUGGAGGAGAUAAACUUGUUCAGUGAAAACAAGUCCCAGUUGAAGCAAAUGGGUGAGCAGUUGAUUCAGGCCAGCAGCAAGACGCGAGCCUCCGAGAUCAAAGACAAGCUCAGCAAAAUCAACGAUCGCUGGCAGCAUCUUUUUGAUGUCAUUGGAUCGAGGGUGAAGAAGCUGAAGGAGACAUUCGCUUUUAUCCAGCAGUUAGACAAAAACAUGAGCAACCUUCGCACAUGGCUGGCACGAAUCGAGUCUGAGCUUUCUAAGCCGGUGGUUUACGAUGUCUGCAAUGAUCAGGAGAUCCAGAAGAGGCUGGCUGAGCAGCAGGAUCUGCAGCGGGACAUAGAGCAGCACAGUGCAGGCGUGGAGUCUGUGUUCAGCAUCUGUGAUGUCCUGCUGCACGACUCGGACGCCUGUGCCAACGAGACCGAGUGCGACUCCAUCCAGCAGACCACCAGGAGCCUGGACAGGCGCUGGAGGAACAUCUGCGCCAUGUCCAUGGAACGGCGCAUGAAAAUUGAGGAGACAUGGCGCCUGUGGCAGAAAUUUCUAGAUGAUUAUUCCCGCUUUGAGGACUGGCUCAAGUCUGCUGAGAGGACCGCAGCCUGCCCCAAUUCCUCCGAGGUGUUGUACACCAGCGCCAAAGAAGAGCUGAAGAGGUUCGAGGCCUUCCAGCGGCAGAUUCAUGAGCGGCUCACACAGCUGGAGCUCAUCAACAAGCAGUACCGGCGGCUGGCUCGGGAGAACCGCACAGACACAGCCAGCAAGCUGAAGCAGAUGGCCCACGAGGGCAACCAGCGCUGGGACAACCUGCAGAGGCGGGUCACGGCCAUCCUGCGGAGACUCAGACAUUUCACUAACCAGAGGGAAGAGUUCGAGGGCACCAGGGAGAGCAUUCUGGUGUGGCUCACAGAGAUGGAUUUGCAGCUGACCAACGUGGAACACUUCUCAGAGAGUGAUGCUGACGACAAGAUGCGCCAACUGAACGGCUUCCAACAGGAAAUUACACUAAACACCAACAAGAUUGACCAGCUCAUCGUGUUUGGGGAGCAGCUCAUUCAGAAGAGCGAGCCCCUGGAUGCAGUGUUGAUUGAAGAUGAGUUGGAGGAGCUGCACCGGUACUGCCAGGAGGUGUUCGGCAGGGUCUCCCGGUUUCACCAGCGGCUGACCUCUCACGUUCCGGGCCUGGAAGAUGAAAAAGAGGCAUCUGAGAAUGACACAGAUAUGGAAGACCCUAGAGACAUGCAGACUGACGCUUGGCAUAAAAGUGAAGAGAACGAGGAGCCCUCAUCUCCCCAGUCUCUGUGUCACCUUGUGCCCCCAGCUCCAGGGCACGAACGGUCUGGCUGUGAGACCCCCGUCAGCGUGGACUCCAUCCCUCUCGAGUGGGACCACACAGGGGACGUGGGGGGCUCCUCCUCCCACGAAGAAGACGAGGAAGGCCCAUACUACAGUGCACUGUCAGAUGUAGAAAUCCCUGAAAAUCCUGAGGCAUAUCUUAAAAUGACCACAAAAUCUUUGAAAGCGUCUUCUGGUAAAUCCAUCUCUGAUGGCCAUUCAUGGCAUGUUCCUGACAGUCCUUCCUGUCCCAAGCAUCACUACCAACAAAUGGACGAUGACAGAAAUGUACCACCUAUCCCCUCAGAUUCCAGCACCCCUUUCAAGCCAGCCUAUGUAAAGCUACUAUUACGUCCAGAUGCUGAUGGUGACAAAGAAGGUUCAGAAGUCUUGAAUGGCAACCCUCAGCAGGAAGACGAGCCGCUGACUGCCUUGACAGGCCAGGCCUCAGGUGCCUUUGACAGAUGGGAGCUAGUUGAAUCACCAGAGCUGCACAGCAAACUCAGAAUAAAACAAAACAUGCAGCAACUGAGCUCUGAUAUCAACACCAUCACUGCUUGGCUGGCAAAAAUCGAAGCAGAACUGGAAACUUUAACAAUGGCGAAACCUCCCUCCACCAUCCAGGAAAUGGAACUCAGAGUGAAGAGACUGCAGGAGUUGCUAAAAGCCUUUGACACCUACAAGGCAUUAAUGGUCUCUGUCAAUGUGAGCUGCAAGGAAUCUCUGCCAACUGAGAGCACCGAAUCUACAGAGCUCGAAAGUAGGCUCCGUCAGCUGAAGCUGCGCUGGGAAGGGGUCCAGAGCACAGUGGACAGCUGGCGAGAGGACUUACGGCAGUCACUCAUGCAGUGCCAGGACUUUCACCAGUUGAGUCAAAACCUGCUGCUAUGGCUAGAGAGUGCCGAGAAGCAGAGGCAGAAGGCUCAUGCCACCAAUCCAAAGGCAGAUCACCGGACUCUCCAGGACUGUCAGGAAGAACUGAUGCAACUGGAAAAGGAGCUGGUGGAGCGUCAGCCUCAAGUGAACUCCUUGCAGGAGAUUGCCUCCAGCCUGCUCAUCAAGAGGCAAGGAGAAGACUAUAUCGAGGUAGAAGAGAAGGUUCACGUGAUUGAGAAGAAACUCAAGCAGUUACGUGAGCAAGUCGCUCAAGAUUUAAUGUCCUUGCAAGGAAGCCAGAAUCCAGACCUGUCUCUGCCCGACUUUGAUGAAGUAGACUCAGGGGACCAGUCUCCAGCAGCUUUGCCAGCUACCCAAGCGAAGCUCAGGGCAGUGAGAACAGAAGAGAAGGAGACCCAUGGCAGGGUGAGGGGCUCCACUGGCUCCGGCAGCGCUCAGCCCCAGCGCUCCUUUCUCUCACGGGUGGUCAGGGCAGCAUUGCCCUUGCAGCUCUUGCUGCUGCUGCUGCUGCUUCUGGCCUGCCUGCUGCCCUCCUCCGAAGAGGACUACAGCUGCACCCAGGCCAACAACUUUGCCCGCUCCUUCUAUCCCAUGCUGCGGUACACCAACGGGCCACCCCCGACCUAGGAGGCUUCACAGCCACAAUGCCACCACCACCAGCCCAUGACUCUUUAACACUGGCAAGGUCCAGGGACCUGCUAUGGACACAUCCCCCCAGAUGUUGCCAAGAUAGGCUGCUGGGGCCCAGAGCAACUUUCAAAAGAAGUUCAUCUGGCAGGGGACAGGGAACCAGGCCAGCAUCUUGGCAGAGCUUCUCGAUGGCCUAGGGGAACUCUGGGAAGGACAGUCUCCAAGGAGCCAUGCACUUUGUGAAUUCUGACUUAUUUGUAAAACAGAAUAAUUACCUUGCCCCUCAACAGUGGUGUUCAGCCCAUAAAAUGCAUUAGAUCAACCAGCAAGCAGAUUCAGCCUAGAAAUGGUUCAGAGACUCAUGGAUCCUGAGCUGAUGGAUUGAAACAAGCAUUUUUAAAUGUUCCGACUCGGUUUUCCUCAGCAAUUUGAGGGGAAUCAUUAGUCAGCAAUCAGAGCUACUGGUCAUAAUCCAAAAUGUUCUGUUCAGGACCUAGGUUGGCUCUUUUAUAUUGCUUUAAAUUUUUUAAGAAAUUUUAUUGCAUGGAUUUGGUUAUUUGUGCAUAUUUUUUAAAUUGCUGAAUCUGUAUGAAUAAUGUAAACUUGGAUUUUUUUUAAUAAAAAUCAGAUUUUAGCCUGAACUUUUGACUAAUGUACAGUAAAUGCCAAACUACAGACUUGAUAAGGAUGUUUUUGUAAAUUAAUUUUAUAAGACUUUUCACAUUUAAAGAGACACUUCUGGUUUGUUUGAGCUACUUCGUCGCGAGGGGGGGGGAUGGUGGUACAGAAACUUGAAGCUGUUUGUGGUAUGUACAACUCAGAUGUUUCUCAUUAAAAAAAAAAUAAAAUUA